UCCCUAUAAAAUAAUGUAUGCACUACGUGUGACUCCAGUCAGGAAAAAGGCUAUUAUUCCGUAUUGCACCAUAUUGCACAGUUAUAUGCGGGCAGAACUUGAAUUAAUGAGGUAUUAAGAAGGGCCACCUGAUACAUUAGGUACCUAGGUAUAGGUACGGUGAACACCGCCACGCAACACCCAAGCCACAGUGACGGUUUCGGCAUGUUUUUAAAGACCAGGUUCCCCCUUCGUUGACAGUUGAUUGAAUUGAAUCUGAGGGGCUCCCUAAGGCAUGGGUUGUCACCAUGAAGCUUCAGACACUCGCGCGACUGGCUUUGCUUCAUAUACUGCCUGACUGGCUUCCGAAAGUCAAAGCAAGCCAGUAUGGGGAAAAUCAUGAUCCUGUAGAGAAAGACGAAGCUCUCGUGGCGGCUCAUUUCCCAGAUACGAACCAAGUGCUCCUCUCUCCUGCUUUCUUAACCCCGGAGAGUGUGCUCGCUGGCUUCGCAAAUGGCACCGACGGUCCAACAGAUGACGCGGCCCUUAACGAUUUCCUACGAUCCAUUUCCGAUAGGAACGAUUGGGUUCACUACCACGUAGCGGGUUUCACAUCUGAGGAAGGUCGUCCAUUCCCAUAUGUGUAUCUGUCAAAGGAGCCGCUAGAGUCGAGCAAUGGAAACACCCCUAAGCUACGAGUUUGGAUCCAAGGAGGUGUACAUGGCAAUGAGCCCGCUGGAGAUCAGGCUGUCUUAGCCCUCCUUGGAAAGUUAGACGCGAAUGAGACCUGGGCAACAUCGCUUCUCGACAGAAUGGACAUUAUGCUAUUUCCUCGCUAUAAUCCCGACGGCGUGUCGUAUUUCCAACGAGAUUUGGCUUCUAACCUUGACCCCAAUCGUGAACAUACCAAACUCGCGCGACAUCAGUCCCGUGAGAUCAAGCAGCUAUUGAGCUCGUUCUCACCCCACAUUGCGGUUGAUAUGCACGAGUUCACUGGCACUCGUCUCACCGGCAGUCAUUACAAACAUGGAAUGGAUGCGCUAAUUGCGCCUGGCAAGAACCUCAAUACCCACAAGGAUAUUCGGAACAUGUCUGAGACCCUUUUUGCGUCCGGAAUUGCGAAACGACUUGAAGCUGCUGGUUUCCGAUGGGAGUCGUACUUCACUGCGUCAUAUAGUGACGUACCUGGUGUCACCUUAGCAGAGGCUGGAAGUGAUGCAAAGGCCGGACGCAACAGCUACGGCUUGAUGCAAUCGAUAGCCAUCCUUAACGAAGUCCGUGGCAUUCGUCUUGCAGACCAACAUUUCCAGCGACGUGUAUCAACUGCACUGACUAUGGUGUCUGCCAUUCUCGAUAUUGCUCUUGAGAAUGUUGAUGAGGUCUAUGUCACUGUUGAAAAUGCAAUUGAGCAAUUUAUCGCCAGCAAUGAUGAUAUUAUCGUCACCGAUUAUCAGAACCUCACAACUCGCUCAGUUUCAUUUAUCGACGUGACAAAUGGAAGUUUGGUUCAACUCCCCGUUAACUGGCUCAGCACAACACCAACAAUCGCGAAUCUAACCCGGACACGCCCUGAAGCCUACCUGAUUCCACGAACGUGGUCAGACCUUGCCAUUCGUCUACAGGAGUCUGGGGUCAUCGUUGAGACUCUUGACUAUGAAUAUCGAGGGACUGUUGAAGCGCUGAAAAUAGCAUCGGCCUCUUCAGCACAAUCGUACUACGAGGGCGCAAUCCAGGUCACAGUGACUACAGAAGCCUACCAAAGAGAGGUUCACCUCCCUGUUGGGAGCUUUCUCAUCAGUACAAGGCAGAAGAAUGCAGCAUUAGCCUUCGUCACACUCGAACCGGAAGGCAUUGAUUCGUACGUUCGAUUCAAUCUUAUUCCGGUACAGACUGGCGACGAGUAUCCUAUUUUCAGGCUUCUAUCAAAACCAGCUCAACGGCGUCGGUCUGAUGAGCUCUAAUUGUGCGAUCUGAAAAUACGUCAGUUCAGUCGUGACAGAUAAUGGUACCCGUAUGUAAUUCUUAAGCAUGCAUCCCAUCUACUCUAAUAGCGAAUUUGAUCCUCAACGCCCUUAUCCUUGAUAUCAUCCUUGUCGUGGAGUGACUGGUGUAUUAAACCAUGGUUUUAAAAGUGGCCGGCAUGUUUGAACUAGCGCCCCUGACAUUUUGCCGAUUCAAAACACUC
This is a messenger RNA of Xylaria bambusicola, 2164 nucleotides long. RefSeq names its product carboxypeptidase. The coding region runs from base 288 to 1940 and encodes 550 amino acids. Lineage: Eukaryota; Fungi; Ascomycota; Sordariomycetes; Xylariales; Xylariaceae. The record is from RefSeq and is a predicted model, not a curated record. Gene Ontology annotation, biological process: proteolysis. The transcript has 4 exons. Gene Ontology annotation, molecular function: zinc ion binding; metallocarboxypeptidase activity.